AUGAAGAAGAUUGAGGAGAACAACACCCUCGUCUUCAUCGUCGACACCAAGGCCAACAAGCGCCAGAUCAAGGACGCCCUCAAGAAGCAGUACGACGUUGACACCGUCAAGAUCAACACCCUGAUCCGGUAUGUUUUUUCUCCACCCUGUCUUGUAUCUUGCAAGAGCUUCGCUAAUACAUGUCUUCAAUAG
This is a messenger RNA of Aureobasidium uvarum, 192 nucleotides long. Lineage: Eukaryota; Fungi; Ascomycota; Dothideomycetes; Dothideales; Saccotheciaceae. The record is from the annotation of a GenBank genome assembly.